CGAGAGCCAAACAAAAUAAAAUAAAAAAAAAUUCUCCAAAUUUAGGAGAGACCCUUUCUUUCGCAACCAUCCAAUUUUCCUCUGAUCUAACGCAUUGCACGCUCUUCCUUGUUUCAGAUUCUCCACUAAAUCUCUCUCUUUUUUCUCUUUCUUCAGGCUCAUAAACCCAAAUCUCCAGUUUUUUCUCCUUUUGAUUGUGCUUUUGCUUUGUUCAAAGCGCCCAAAGUUCACACGUUUCACUUACUUUCUCUUCCUGCAUUGCAGUUAGAGUUGAUACUUAAUAGUUUUUUUAUUUUGUUGACGUGGGUUCUUUGUUUUUAACUCUGUUAGCUCUGUUUUUUUAGGUUUUGUUGAGUUCAGAAUUCAUAUCUGAUUCGGAGACUUCAUUGCUUUGCUUUGAUUCAGCCUAUAAUGCAAGGAGAAAAUUUCACUAGUUCUGAAGGGGAAAUUAAGGUAAGUUUUGGCUACCAGUGCAACAGCCACAAAGGUAUUCCUUGCAGUGCUGCUAAUGGGUGUGCAAUCCGGUUGGGAAGUGAAAUUCCAAGGACAGGCAGUUUUUCUUGCUUGUCUGGUGCUGCCUUAAGUGCCAAUGCUACAUUGGCCAACACAAAUAUCUGCAAUGGUCUGAUAGGAGCUGAAAUUCUUCCUAGUUUGGAUUCCCCUAAUUCGUUUCGUAGGGUUCCCUCUUCUCCAUCUCUUUCGAGGUUGGAUAUAUUAUCAUCUUCGCUGCAAAGCAGUAUGUCAAACUUAAGUUGCAGUCCACCAAGUCCACUUGAUUCACCUGAAACUGAUUCGUUUUUAGCGAAACCAAUGAGUGCUCCUUCUAGAAGUGACAGUUUCCUUAAUGCUAUGGAAGUACAAGUGGCGGGUGGAGCUGCUGGUGAAGACAGGGUUCAAGCUGUCUGUUCUGAAGAGAACGAGUGGCUCUUUUGUGCAAUCUAUGAUGGCUUCAAUGGAAGGGAUGCAGCUGAUUUUCUUGCAGGAACAUUUUAUGAAACUAUAAUAUUUUACUUUAAUUUACUAGACUGGGAAUCAAAGCAGGAUGUCCCCAGAGCACCCAAUGCUUUGGAUGAAAAUGGACCUUUUGAAUAUUUUCUUGAUGAUGGUACAGUUGUUAGCGAGGCCAGGAUUGACAGCACGAAGUAUGCAAGUGCUGAAAGCUUGAUGAAGAAAAGUGCAAAUCCUAAAAUGGAAGUGUCAUCUGAUUCAUUUAGGCAUGGGGUGCUUGAUAGCCUCCAACGUGCUCUAAGUCAAGCCGAGAAUGAUUUCUUGUACAUGGUAGAGCAGGAAAUGGAGGACCGCCCUGAUUUAGUUUCGGUAGGAUCUUGUGUUUUGGUUAUGCUUCUUCAUGGAAAAGAUUUGUAUACACUCAAUUUAGGUGACAGUCGAGCUGUAUUGGCAACAUAUGAUGAAGGCAAUGACAUGGGUCAGAGUGAACGGUUGAAAGCUAUUCAGCUCACUGAUAUUCACACUGUUGAUAAUGAAGUUGAAAGAACUCGACUCUUUCAUGAGCAUCCUGAUGACUCUAUGCCCGUAGUAGCUGGAAAAGUGAAGGGAAAAUUGAAGGUCACCCGCGCUUUUGGAGUAGGUUACUUGAAAAAGAAAAAACUGAAUGAUGCACUAAUGGGAAUUCUUCGAGUUCGUAACCUCAUUAGCCCCCCUUAUAUCUCCACAGAACCAUCACUUAAUGUGCACAAAAUAUCAAGAUCUGAUCACUUUGUCAUAGUAGGUAGUGAUGGCUUGUUUGACUUCUUCAGCAAUGAAGAGGCCGUAAAGCUUGUCCAUUCUUACAUAUCAAGCAACCCUUACGGAGAUCCUGCAAAAUUUCUUGUGGAGCAGCUUGUAAUAAAAGCGGCUCAUUCUGCAGGUUUCAGUAAGGAAGAAUUGAUGAAAAUUCCAGCUGGUAGGAGGAGGAAAUACCAUGAUGAUGUUACUGUUAUUGUGAUUAUUCUCGGGACAAGUCAUCGCACCUCCAAGGCAUCGACUUGUGUGUGAAUUUUAUGUCAAACGUUUUCUUUCCUGCAAAUUGCAAUAAUAGAUUCAGCAGUCCUAGAUUGCUAUAUUUUUCAAUUGUAUAUAGCUUAAAUUCAGAUAAAUUUUCUCUUGAUUUGUUGCAGACGAAAAUUUGUAUUACUUAAA
Molecule: messenger RNA, 2139 nt
Organism: Durio zibethinus
Lineage: Eukaryota; Viridiplantae; Streptophyta; Magnoliopsida; Malvales; Malvaceae
Product: putative protein phosphatase 2C 40
Biological process (GO): protein dephosphorylation
Molecular function (GO): protein serine/threonine phosphatase activity
Source: RefSeq, a predicted model, not a curated record